AUGUAUCUUUCAUGCCGAGCAGCAAAAUCCUGCCAGAUAUGUUCACCUGGCGCAUCGCAACACAUCAUCCAGUUGUCGCAACGUUCCGGCGGAGUUCGAAGAUUUGGUUCAUUUAUACGGCAUUCACAGCCCACGCUUCCUUCGACGAGUUAUAACAGACCUCAGUAUGCUACAACAAUAGGGGCGAGUGGGAGAAAAUGGCGGAAUGGUGGAGUUCGAGCAUUAACAACAAAUACGACCGCUGAUUCUGUCGCAGAGAUUCAUGAUCCGACAGGUCGCAAGGCGGAGAUUUAUACUUUGAUUGACAACAUACACCAACAUGAAGAUGAACUUGCGGAGUUGUUGGAAAAUUUGUUCCCCUUCGGUGAUUUGGCACAUGUUAUCGACACACGAAGUUGGGGUAUGGACGAUGUGUUUAGUGGUACGAUCGGCCAUAGGAAUUACGAAUCGCUCGAGAAUAAGGUGCGAGGUGCCAGACAGCAGUUUGGCGAAUAUCUUCCGGAAGACCAUUUGAACGUGCUGGAACUGGAGCUUUAUAAUAGACUCUAUGGAGAGGCUAUUAUGAGACCGGCCGAAUCGGAAGUGAUUGACGAACGAGAGCCGGAUAUACUGCUGAGGGAUGACGGAGAAGGAGGGUUUGAAGAGAUUGAUAUUCCGCCUGAACUUGACACCGAGGGGGAGCUACCAGUGGCAUACGAUAUGGAACAAGAACAAGAGAUAUUGGACGAAGAUGAUGACUCUGCCAUGGAGCGUGCGAAACAAGUCGCGGAGCGAUUAGGCGGCAUCUUGUUGGAACCAGGAACCGAAGCUGAAGAGGAAGAUUCAGAAAGCGGUCCUAGAUUGCAUCCUUUGACUGCGGCUGGGAAAUACUCUACCGAUCCAAGAACUGUAUUCAUCCCUCGGGAUUCAGUAACUGGCCCAAUUUCAGUGAUCCUGUCCAACUAUUCCAACAAACACAUCGCCGAAGCUGCUCACAAAGUCUUUGGUGGGCAACGACUGCCGCAUUCUACAACUACGUUACCACCCAGCACUCAAAUUGCUCAAGUUCCAAUCCCGCUGUCCGCCUCUCAGCACCAAAUGAGCGAUAUGGAAGCAAACGCGUACCUUGCUGCUCUCUACCCGGGUAUUUAUGCGUCAACACUAAGCGUACUCGUCGAAGUUAGGAAACGUCUUGGCAGUAAAUGGCUGCGUGAUUUGAUGAUGCAGGAAACAGGACCUCGAGUCCUGGAUGUUGGUGGUUCCGGAGCAGGAAUUCUAGCGUGGAGAGACGUUCUUCGAGCCGAGUACGAAACUAUGGUACCCGAUCAUCCGAAAGAUGCGCCGAUCCCUAUGGGCAAGUCGACUGUGCUUGCAGGGUCUGAUGCUCUGCAAAUGCGCGCGAGUAUAUUAUUGGACAAUACAACCUUCCUUCCUCGACUUCCGGAUUACGUUCAUGUUCGUGAUAGCAGCACUCUAGAAGACGAACGAGCACCACCGAAGAGAAAACAAUUUGAUGUUAUUAUUGCUCCUCAUACUCUACUUGAAAUUGAUGAGGAUUAUCUGCGAAAACAACACGUGAAGAAUCUCUGGACUAUGCUCAACCCUAAGGGAGGAGUUUUGAUCUUGCUAGAAAAGGGCCGCCAAAAAGGCUUUGAGGCCAUUGCAGGUGCUCGAGAAAUGCUUCUCGAAAAGCACAUUUCUAGUCCUGGGUCAACCGAAUAUGAAAGUCUAACAGAGUCUGGUGAUCAAGGGUCUAUCCGAAAGGAGGCCGGUAUGAUUAUCGCUCCUUGUACGAAUCAUGGCAAGUGCCCAAUGUACCAUAUCCACGGGCACGCCAAGGGUCGAGGCGACUAUUGUCAUUUUGAGCAACGAUACAUUCGACCUCCAUUCUUGCAGCGUAUUGUCGGAGCCAAAGAUCGCAACCACGAGGAUGUCGAGGAAAGCCGCCACCGACGCCGCGUUUGA
Messenger RNA from Talaromyces marneffei, 1944 nucleotides. RefSeq lists its product as uncharacterized. Gene Ontology annotation, cellular component: mitochondrial small ribosomal subunit. Bases 1 to 1944 code for a protein of 647 amino acids. Gene Ontology annotation, molecular function: structural constituent of ribosome; methyltransferase activity. NCBI's taxonomy places the organism in Eukaryota, Fungi, Ascomycota, Eurotiomycetes, Eurotiales, Trichocomaceae. Gene Ontology annotation, biological process: translation. The transcript is spliced from 2 exons. The record is from RefSeq and is a predicted model, not a curated record.